AUGACGGACUUUGAGAAGGUUGCGAAAAAUGUCCUGCCGGAGAAGUCUUGGGUUAAUGCAUCAAGCUCAGCUGCUACGGGCCUGUCAAUGAAAACCAAUCUCGAUGAUUGGUCUCUGAUCAACUUUCGCCCUCGGAUCUUGAGGAGUGUUGAUUCAAUGGAUACUCGGAGGAACAUCUUGGGCACACCUCUCAGUUCCCCUAUUUCGUUUCGGCUAUGGUGCAGAUCGUUACCUCCAAAAAAGCUCGGCGCUGGUUUGGCCGAAAAUGCAAGAGACAGUCACGGAGAGAACGACUUCACGCCAGAAUUCGGAAGUUGGCAGGUUCCCGGUUCGGUAGAUGGUGGUCUUACUUGGGUGGACUUGGACUGGAUUUCGUCAGAAUGGGAUGGGCCACUGGUGCUCAGGGGGAUUCAAAGUGUAGAGGACGUGAAGCUGGCUGUCCAACAUGGUGUGCAAGGAAUUCUGUUGAGCAACCGUGGAGGCAGGCAGAUUCUUUUCGCCCCAAGCUCAUUGAUGCCGUUCUUAGACAAUCGCACAUACUACUCAGAGGCCUUCGACAAGCUCCAGGUGUUUGUUGACGGAGGUCUUCGCGAUGGAGCAGACAUCCUCAAGGCGUUGUGUCUCGGAACGACCGCUGUUGGAGUGGGCAGGCCUUAA
Molecule: messenger RNA, 657 nt
Organism: Penicillium digitatum Pd1
Lineage: Eukaryota; Fungi; Ascomycota; Eurotiomycetes; Eurotiales; Aspergillaceae
Source: RefSeq, a predicted model, not a curated record